AUGUCUACCUUAAACAAGUCACUCAUCAUCUUGGCAGUUUUGGCCGCUUAUAUCGCAGUGUCGGUAUUUGCUGUAAAUGAAAGGACCCCCAGUGAUCAGGUCUGCCAACUAUCCAAAAAACCACCGGCAGAUGGAACUCAAAACCGUAACGGUUCAUGUGUCCAAACAGUUUUGGGAGAAAUUCCAGAUGUUGACCACAUGAUUUCAACCUUAAUCCGCUUCCCGGUGAAUAACGAUGUUAUCUGCGAAAACGAAGCAUUCACGUUGCAAACCGAAACGAUCAAUUUGCUCACCGGAUUCUUUGACGAUCCCGUAAAUGAAUAUUAUAUCUUCCCACAAACCCUUAAUGACGACUCGGGAAUUAUUCAAGGACAUUCUCACAUAACUGUUCAAAAACUUAACGGCAACGAUAUUCCUGAUCCAAGAAUUUUCGCUUUCUUCAAAGGUUUGAACGACGUAGCAGUUAACGGAAUCUUAUCAGUAUUAGUCGAAAAAGGUUUACCAGCUGGAAAUUACCGUGCUUGCACCAUGGUUUCUUCAUUCGCUCAUCAAUGUGUCUUGAUGCCUGUUGCUCAACGAG
Molecule: messenger RNA, 580 nt
Organism: Funneliformis mosseae
Lineage: Eukaryota; Fungi; Glomeromycota; Glomeromycetes; Glomerales; Glomeraceae
Source: the annotation of a GenBank genome assembly